This is a messenger RNA of Trypanosoma grayi, 2001 nucleotides long. Its product is annotated as tRNA pseudouridine synthase 9. Lineage: Eukaryota; Euglenozoa; Kinetoplastea; Trypanosomatida; Trypanosomatidae. Gene Ontology annotation, molecular function: RNA binding; pseudouridine synthase activity. Gene Ontology annotation, biological process: pseudouridine synthesis. The transcript has a single exon. The record is from RefSeq and is a predicted model, not a curated record. Bases 1 to 2001 code for a protein of 666 amino acids.
AUGGACGUUGCGCAGCUCCUGCGGCUUGAAGAAGAGGCGUGGGCCUCCGAGGCGGCGCGCGCGCUCUACUGCACCCCGCUCAUCCCUGGAUUCCCGUGGCACACGGUGCCUGGGUCGCCUCCACUGCUGCUGCCGCGCCGCCACGUGGUGCCCUACCACUACACAUUCCGCGUGUUCGUGAAGGGGCGCUGGAUCGGGCGCGCGCUGCUUGACGUCUACAGCGAGGAGCACGCGCACCACACCCGGGACUACUACGAGGUAUGUAUGCAGCGGGGGCGCCUGCGACGGCAACCGCGGGCGCAGCGUAACAUGCGGCGUGGCUGCAUGAAGCGGUCUCACGGCGUCGACGACGUGCGUGGCGCUGUCGAACACGUGGAGGACGCCGCGCCACCGGCGGCGCUCGAGAACGGCGAUGUCGUGCUGCACACCGUUCACCGGCACGAGAUACCGGUGAGCAUGGGCGCAACCGGGGUUGACCCGAUCGUCAUCGCAGCGGUACGCAUUGUGGAGUACGGGCUCCUCGUCGUGCACAAACCCGCAGGAAUUCCGACGCACGCGGGGGGGCGGUACUUCAUGAACUCUUGCACUGCUAUGCUGGAAUACGUGCUGGCGCCAAAGCGACUCCGUGCGUGGCUCCUGCAGCGUGAUCCCCUGCUCCAGUCCCUCGUGUCGACGUGCCACCUGAGCGCAGAAGAGUGCACAGAACUCCUUGCGUACUACAGCGUAGGCGGAGACGAAGGCGCGACAGCAGCUGCUGGUGCAGCGGGUGAGUCGGCCCCAAUCGAGCGCCUGCCGCGGCCGUGCCAUCGCUUGGACAAAGUGACUUCUGGCGUGCUGCUCCUUGGCGUCACGCAGGCGGCUGCGCGGCGUGUUGGGGAGGCCUUGACAAUGAAAACGAAGCAGAUGGAGGAGGUGUUUUUGGAGCAGCUGCCGUUGUUGUGCCAAAAGGACACUGGGAAGAUGGAGGAUGGAACAGUGCAGACGUUUGAAGUGGGUGCUUUGGAGGAGCUUAAUGUGGGUGUGAGGAAGCGGUACUUGGCGCGUGUUCACGGCUGCUUCCCGCAGCGCGCGUUGCAGUUGCUGCGCUUAAAGGGGCCGACGAAAGAAGGCGCUGCAGCCAGGGAUGACAUGCGAGUGACAGGGGACGAUCUCUUUGUUGCUUCUGCCACUGCCACUUCCCGUGAUAAUAGCAGUGCAGAUGAGAAUGGUGGUAAAGCGUCGGCAACUGGCGUAGGCCCGAUGGUGCUACUCGCCUCGCCGCUGAUGCAGUACGUAUUCCGCGAGGACAACACCGAGGAGGAGGGUGGGGAGACAUUGCAUGACCCCAGCGCCAAAAAACUUCGAGAGCCGCUGCUCCAGAAGGCCGCGACGCUGUGCCAACCCUUGCACCACUACAGUUCCUUCAGUAAGCAGGACGAAGGUGAGAGUUUGGUGCACUGCGUUCCUCUCUCGGGGCGCAUGCACCAGAUUCGCAUGCACCUGAGUGAUUGGGGCCACCCAAUCAUUGGGGAUGUGAGCUACUACGCGGGUGAGCGGCGACCGAGGCAGCCUGUCGACCCUUCGGCGCAACAGCCUCACAGUUCCAGCACAAAGGACAAUGAGGCGCCGCUGUUUUUUUGUGAAGAGGCGCUACCGAAGACGUACCGCGAGACGUUUCACUCACAGGAUGAACUCUGCUGGGAGUGUACGGGGCGGCUACCCGUGGCAUGCUUCGGGGGACGCAACAGCAGCGCCAUUGCCCUUCAUGCGUGGAAAUACGAGAUGAAUCACCACCUGUUGGUGGCGAGCGAUCCUGUCAACGCUGAUCGGGUCCUGGGGCAGACGCAAAUAGGACAGAAGGAACAACAGCAACCCGAGGUUUAUCAGAAGCACGAUAGCGAGGAACCCCCUGAGCUCUGUUGCAGCUGGGGUGAUGCAAAGCAGGGGUCAGUGGAAUUUGUGCGACGGCAGGGACCUACCGUCGUUUUCUCCGCUCCUCCACCGUCAUGGUCGCAACACUGA